UUGAAUAUCUUUUUCAAGUGUAGUAACACUGCAUGAUCAAUCGUAUCCGUAAUCAUCGUCAGUGCUCUAGGUAUAAUUUAUACAAAUAUAACAUCUUUUGUUUAAAUUAAUUCAUUAAAAUUUUUAUCGUGAUCAUACUUAUGUUUAACAAUUUUCUUCAAUUUCUAUAUAAAAGUAUUUUAUUUCGUGAAUUUCUAUUAUAUUUACAAUUCUAAUCUAUCUGGCAGUGAAAUAUAUAAUUAGGACAAAUCUAACACUGGAUCGUUAACAUGAUUCUGUUGAUAAACGUUCAUGCUUUCCUAAUGCUAACUGUGAAUCCAACUUCAUCGACCUUAAGCGGGUUACGACGCUGUCGAGCAUUGUACGAUUGCGAAGCAGAUAACGAGGAUGAGCUGUCGUUCCGGGAAGGAGAGGUGAUCAUCGUAACAAAUGAACAAACCGACGACGACAACUGGAUGGAAGGCGCUCUUGAACGAGCACCUGAAAGAAGAGGAAUGUUCCCGAUUAGUUUCGUGCACAUGUUGCAAGAUUAACAUUCGGUAAGCCUGAACUCAUUGGCAAGUGUCUCCAGUACUGCCAGCUCCGUGAGCAUCGCUAGUCUCGGCAGGAAAUCUUGGACGAGGAAACCGAAGGAUUGAAUACAAAGGAUCAAGCAUUCAGUUCUAUAAUUUUUAAAAAAUCGUGGGUUCCUUCUCUUGGUACUUCUUUUCUCUCUAUCAAUAUUAAUUUUAGGUCUUAAAUUUUACGUGAAGUCUUUAUUGUUUGAGGAGAAGAUAAUGUAUAAUGAAUUUCUAUGAUUUGUUGCACGUGAUUAACGGAAAAAGUUGAAUGUCUUAAACAUGUUUCUAUGCAAGCGUAAUACAGAUGUCCGUAUGUGCAAUUUGUUGUAAACAAAUAGUUACGUUUCAAUCAAAUCUGGAAACAUGCUUAAGAGAGUAAAUCUUCUUCAUCAUGCUUUUGUUGAUACAAAUUCUUUAUAUUAUUUAGUUUCAUUAUUUUGUUACAAUAGAUUUACUUAUUUAUUAUUUUUAAUUCUGUUUUAGAAAUUUGAAAUAGUUCUUCAAUUUAUAACUUCAAACAAUUCCAGAGAAGCAUAUUGAUUUUCUAAAAGAGAUUUUAAUAAUUAUUAUAUGAGAAAAUACUCUAAUCUAAAAAAUAUUUAUUUAAGUUUGUGAGAAGGAAAUCAAACAUUGAAGAAUUCAUUAAAAAAAAGUAAUAUCUGACUAAAAAAUCAAUAUGAAUGUUGAAAAAGUUAAAGUUUGUCUUUGAGAAUCGUUAGAAACAUCAUGGAGAAGAAGAGAAGUAGUUACUAUAGCCUGAGCAAAAUAAAUUGGCUAUAUAAAGUUACAAAUAGACAAACUCUCAUUAUGCUAUAAAUUGCAUGCAAUUUAAAAAACAUAACUUACAAAUAUUCUAAUGAUCAUAAUUUUUAAAUAUCCCAUAUUUAAAACAUGUAGUAAAACUACAAAAAAAAAAAUAAUUUGAAGGAAUUAUUUUAUAAAAUAAAACGAAAUGAAGUAAAAAUUUAAAACAUAUAAAAACUUUAUACAAAGGAAGUUAUUGUGAUGCAAAUUUAUAUUAUUAAGUAUAGUUAAAAGUAUAUAAUAAUUUUUUUUAUUCUUAAUAAUCUUAAAAAAAAGAGCUUAAGAAACCAAUUAAUAUUGUUCAGACUAUAGCUUUGAUACUUCAUCUGCUGUACCUAGACGUGCCUAUUCGAGUCGGAUACUCAAACGUAAAGAAAAAUCUUAUACAAGUCUACAAUUUAAAAAUUUCAAUAAAAAUACAUUCAAUGGCAGAAGAACAGGAAUAAGUUGAACACCAAUUGUUUCGAACAGGAUGAAGAAAUCGAAGACUGGAUCGUUCUGAAGGCCGACGAUAAACAAACAGAAAAUGUGAUAUAAAAUAUAUUUCAGUAUAAAUUAUUAGUAUUAUGAAUCGGAUUCAACAAAAAAAAAAAAAUUGAAAAACCAUACGCUAAUAAAAUAAAACCAUCAUACAUGUUUAUGAUAAUCGAACAGAGCGUUGCAAUCGAAGCAAAUCUAUCAUAAAUUACGAUAUUCGUUCGUAUUAAAUUACAACUAACAGAGGAUACUGGUUUAUCUUGUUAGCUGUUGAUUAUCAAUUCUACUACGUAGAGCAACACGUAUUCGAUCGAAAUACUAAUCAUAUUUGGUAAAUGUGCACAAUUUCGUGUAUACAGAGAUAAAGAAUUUAAAAAAAAAAAAAAAAAAAAUAAAGUGUAUGUAUGCGUGUAUGAAUGUGUGCAUGUUUGUAUGCAUAUAAUUAUAAGAAAACAAGAGAAAGAAUACAGAACACAAAUUCUGUAAUUUGUUGCAUGUCUUUAAGUAUCUGGCGCACACUUCUUUCUGUACUGCCAAUGCUGAAUAUAUUCUAUAUGCAAUUGCGUUCCAGGCGAAUAAAACAAAAAGAAAUUAAUAGAAGAACAUUUUCGUGAUGGGUGUGGUAGAUACAGCCAAUGGCGUCGAUCGCUAAAAAAAAUAUAACAUAAAUAUAGAAUAUUAAAAAGGGGUGUCUUUAUCUCCUGAAAAAAAGAACGAUAUGACAUAUUGCAUGACCGAUAGUAUUAUUAGCGUAUUCGACUCUUAAAGAUCACGUGGUUACGAGCGUAUGUACAUUUUUGUAAUGCCAUAUUAUAUUUGUUAGUAAAUAUAUAUAUAAAAUUAUAUAUAUAUAUAUAUAUAUUGUGAAUAGAAUUAUGAAGUUAGAGAUUUAUUAGUCAUUAAGUAUAUAUAGUAUAUAUAUAUAUAUAUAAAAUGAGAAGGAAAGAAAGAAUAUAAAAGAAGAAAAGAAUAAUAGAACAUACGUGUGCGAUUCAACCGAGAUUUAUGCGCCGGAAGCGAAUUGAAAUUUUUGUUUUUUUAAUAUUGUUAUUUGAAACACACAACAUAUAUGAAACCAAAGAAAACAUUUUUGCGAGUGAGAGAACUGUAAACGCCUGCUAGCUCAAUGUAUAUUAAAGGGAACUGUAAUUUUUUUCUUAA
Messenger RNA from Apis florea (little honeybee), 3002 nucleotides. It is a transcript of the gene Asap, whose product is annotated as ArfGAP domain of ASAP. Gene Ontology annotation, molecular function: GTPase activator activity; protein binding. The record is from RefSeq and is a predicted model, not a curated record. Gene Ontology annotation, cellular component: cytoplasm. Gene Ontology annotation, biological process: positive regulation of GTPase activity. NCBI's taxonomy places the organism in Eukaryota, Metazoa, Arthropoda, Insecta, Hymenoptera, Apidae.